GAAGGUGGUAGUGGUGGUGAGAUUGUUGCAGUCAGUCAGCAGUGUUAUUAAUGGUGGUUAAAGCCCAAGUUGCAGUUGUUUAUGAGGUCAAGGGCUUAACAGCAACAUCAAGAUGAUUUUUAAAGUUUACUACUACUAGUACUAGAGUAAUAGUAUUCAAAAUAUAUAGAGUACUUGUAUUGAAAACAUAGACUAUUACUAGUAUUUAUAUAGAGAGCUGAGACAAGUUUAAGGGGUUUGAGGGAAGGAGACAUGCCCAAGUCCACCCCAACAUAUCUCUCUACACACUCCAAAUCCUAAAGCAACCCUUUGUGACCAAAGUGUUCUCUUAAGCUUAACUCGGGAGCGCUCUACUACACUGUUCCAACUUCUACAGUUAAAAAGCUUAGGACCUUCUUGGGAUCUGAUUGAGUUCACAAAAAUGUAUGAAUUGCUGAACAAAGAGUCUGUAUUAAGUACUUCCCAUUCAGUGACCCCGUGUUAUAUUGGCUCCUCACAUCCAUGGACAUCCACUGAUUCACAUAUUCAUAAUCCACAUGCUGAACAAUCAUGUCUAUCAAAAAGUUUAAGUUUAAAGAUGGCAGCUUCAUCUCCAUACUCUAAGAGUUCUAAGCAAUUGGGCUUCCAUUUCCAAGAGCAGGACCUAUCCCCAACUCAGUCGUCUGGGCAGUCAUACCCUGAAGUGGCUAGUGCUGUAGAAAGUAACCCUUAUGUUCCAGAGAUGAUCGCCACAAAGUCCAGUUACAAGGGAAUGCAUGAAAAGCGUGAAGAGCUUCACAGUAAAGCAACUUUGUCAAUGCAAGCUCAUGACUAUGUUUAUCCUCCUUCAGUUAAUUUCAGCAAGCAUUUUUCCGGUGUUCCACAUUUGUAUCCUGAGUCGUACUGUCCUGGAUUACUUGCUACCGUCCCGCAAUCAAUGAUAUAUCAUCCCCACAUGAUGACUGCAGCUUCUACUCGAGUGCCACUGCCUCUUGAUUUUUCUCAAGAUGAACCUAUAUAUGUAAAUGCAAAACAGUACAGUGCAAUUCUAAGGCGGAGACAGUACCGUGCCAAGCUUGAAGCUCAGAAGAAACUCAUAAAAAACCGAAAGCCAUAUCUCCAUGAGUCCAGGCAUCUUCACGCACUGAAGAGGGCUAGAGGAUCUGGAGGCCGUUUUCUCAACAAAAAGCUUGAAGAUUCCAAUCCUAACGUUGCUCACACCGAGGAAAAUGCCCCAGAAUCUGAGCUUCAUCCUUCACCUCAAAACUACCGACAAAAGCCUUCACCUGCAAGCUGGAGUUCCAAGAAUGUGAACAUUUCAGACAAUGACAAAAUGUUCCUGCAGCAAGAAACAAUGUUCUCUGCUUAUGCUUCUCAUAUGGGAGAUUCACGAAAAGGGGGUGGGGUGGAUGUAUGCGGUGGAAAUUAUCUCACAGUCUUCCGGUGAGGGUAUAGAAUGAUCAGUAGUCUUAAAUUUGGUGGUUUUCAUAAGAUUGCUGGUCUAAAGGGAAGUCAUCCUUGGCUAAAGUUCAUUUCAUCAAAUAAAUAGUGUUGUUGCUAAUUAGAGGAGAUUAAAUCUUUGGAGAUAUUCUUGAAAUACAUUGUAUUAUUUUUCUCUGAAAUACUGUGAUCGACUGUAUCCGAGAAACAUUUGUGCCUAAUUUCAGCUCAGUUUCUGGUAUAACAUUGGCGCAACAAGAAUUUUCUUCUUGUA
Molecule: messenger RNA, 1693 nt
Organism: Daucus carota subsp. sativus
Lineage: Eukaryota; Viridiplantae; Streptophyta; Magnoliopsida; Apiales; Apiaceae
Product: nuclear transcription factor Y subunit A-3
Exons: 6
Coding region: 422-1426 (334 amino acids)
Biological process (GO): regulation of transcription by RNA polymerase II
Cellular component (GO): CCAAT-binding factor complex
Molecular function (GO): DNA binding; DNA-binding transcription factor activity, RNA polymerase II-specific
Source: RefSeq, a predicted model, not a curated record